This is a messenger RNA of Lathyrus oleraceus (garden pea), 820 nucleotides long. Its product is annotated as peptidyl-prolyl cis-trans isomerase 1. Gene Ontology annotation, molecular function: cyclosporin A binding; peptidyl-prolyl cis-trans isomerase activity. The transcript is spliced from 2 exons. Bases 125 to 640 code for a protein of 171 amino acids. Gene Ontology annotation, cellular component: cytoplasm. NCBI's taxonomy places the organism in Eukaryota, Viridiplantae, Streptophyta, Magnoliopsida, Fabales, Fabaceae. Gene Ontology annotation, biological process: protein peptidyl-prolyl isomerization; protein folding. The record is from RefSeq and is a predicted model, not a curated record.
GUGUCCAUUUUCUCUAACUAUUUAUAACACCUCUUCCUCCAACUUAGUAAACACACCAACACAUUUCCCAUCAUCAUCUUCUUCUUCUCCGAUAGGAAACUUUCAGUUCUCACCCCCCAAAAAAAUGACCAACCCUAAAGUUUUCUUCGAUAUGACCGUCGGAGGCCAACCCUCUGGCCGUAUUGUCAUGGAGCUUUACGCUGAUACCACUCCUCUCACCGCUGAUAACUUCCGUGCACUCUGCACCGGCGAGAAAGGAGUCGGCACUAGCGGGAAGCCUCUUCAUUACAAAGGCUCUUCCUUCCACCGUGUGAUCCCGAAUUUCAUGUGCCAGGGUGGUGACUUCACGGCUGGAAACGGAACCGGAGGAGAGUCCAUUUAUGGAGCCAAGUUCGCCGAUGAGAAUUUCAUCAAGACGCACACCGGUCCUGGAAUUCUUUCCAUGGCGAAUGCGGGUCCCGGGACGAAUGGAUCUCAGUUUUUUAUCUGCACUUCUAAGACGGAGUGGCUUGAUGGGAAACAUGUUGUUUUUGGUCAGGUGGUUGAAGGAAUGGAGGUGGUGAAGGAGAUUGAGAAAGUGGGGUCCAGCUCCGGGAAGACCUCGAAGCCGGUGGUUAUUGCAGAUUGCGGCCAACUCUGAGCUUAUAAAACAUAACAUGCAUGAUGAUGUUUCAGCUAUAGUUAUUAUCUGUUUUUGUUUUCGUUUGUUUAAUUUCUGUACUGUUUUGCUUUUGUGUUAGUGUUUGUUCUACUACUAUCUUUGGUUGAAACUCGGUGCUUUAAUUUAAAAAUACAAAUAAUAGAUAAUUCUUGCUCUUUC